CUCAGCUUCAAGCCGAAGCUCGCCACGAUGACGGAGCUCAGCGACCAGCGAUUCUACGCACAGGCAGACGAGAAUGCUGAAGGAGGCUUCUCUACCCCGCCAGAGAACUCGGCGCGAGGCUGGCAGCCGACACCGCCGACUGGAGGAGCCCGGCGGGGGGAAGUUGGAGCCGAUCAUCGUGCCGUACCUGAGUCCGCUCGUGCUGCGCAAGGAGCUAGAGAACGUGCUCAACCAGGAGGGAGACCAGUGCAUGACGCGCGCUGACGUUGCUCAUGAUCACCCGAUCAUCUACUGCGAACUCGUUUGGUACAUGAAGAGACUGGAUGCGCCGAGUCAUCUACCCGGUCUCAUGCUACGAGCAAAGCUCAUCAACAAAGGCAGGGACAUUCCGAAGGCGUGGGCGACAGCUAACUCGAAGCACGUCGUCGUGCGCACGAUGUGGGACAGCCCCUCGCUACAGGAGGACCUCGGCAAGCCCAUGUACCUCAUGUGGUCGCACAACCUGGAUGUGUCACCAUUAGUGAAGGCGCUUGUAACAGAACAGGGGAUACUCUCUCGCAGCCUCAUGCAGAUGAUCGUCAACUACAUCCAGCAGGACAACCUGCAGGCGCCGAUCAAGAUCCUGCUCUCGCAGCACAUGAAGCGGCCGAGCGCGCGCCACCGCAGCAUCUACCGCGACAUCCUCUACCUGGCCUUCACCGCAUGCGGACGCGACCGCAUCGACCACGUUGCGUUCGACCGGGAGUAUCGGCUAGCGUUCCGCUCGCUCGGCUCCAAACACCUCGCCAAGCUGCAGAACGAUGAUCUGCCGCCUAGCAAUGCCAUCAUCUGGUGUCGCCGCAUGCUGACGGAGCUAGAGCUCGCCCCGCCCACCACGUAGAGCGUCCCCCGGAGGAGGAGGAGAAGACGGAGGGAGAGGGAGAGGGGGUGACGACGAGGGAAGACCGCGCGCGAUCCGAGAAGUGUCCGACCGGCCAGGGCGGCGUCGCAGACUCUAGGGCUCCGAGGUGGAGUCGGCUGGUUUUUCUUCGUGUUUAGUUAAGCACAGUGAGGACUGAAACGAGUGUGAGAGCGAGGGAGAGAGAACUAGAGAGAGAGAGAGAGAGAGCGAGGAGGGAGGGAGAGAGAGGAGAGGGAGCGAGAAUGAAAGUGGAGAGAAUUACCAGGCCGCUGUUAUGAUUUUUGAUGAUUUUUUGACAUUACUGGCAGUCUUUGGAGGAGGAGAAAUGGAUUGUUUCUCGUUGUUAUUAAUUAACGGACAGACAGGUGGACUUGUGCGUGCAUAUGUACGUGAAAAUCAGUCGCCGUUAACUGUUAAGUAUUAAAACGUUGGCGAGUAAUUAAUAGGGCAUAUGGGAAGUCUGUGAUACGUGUGUGGUCAUAAGAUGUGUAUCCAGGACCUGCCAUAGAAUGCUGUAUGACCACCAGAUCAAUCCAGCGUUUAUUAACGCAAAGCGAAAAUAACGGUUUGUAGAUAGAAAUCUCAGAGUAAUUCUCUGAAUCCUCGGAUGAAAUGGCACGAAAGAUGAAAUUUGCUGGCUAAUAUAUAAAUAUAUAUAUUUUUGAGGUUGUGUUGUUUCGUGGCUAUAGUUGAUAUAACUCGUGUGAGGCGAAUCAUGUUUAGGGCAGUAAAUUUUACUCGCAUUACGAUAUCGAUGUGUGUUUACACGGGGUGUUGUGGCUUGAGAUGCUUCGGUUUCUUCCCGAAAGAUAUUUAUCUGGAGGCGAGAUAUUGGUGGAUGGAUUUUAUUCACACAUGCACACGUCCGUUUUAAGUUGGUGAGUUCUUUAUCGGACAGUGUGCAGUGUACACCAGUCAGUGUUGGCUGGUACACCAGUCAGUAUUGGCUGGCAUACCACCAGUCAGUGUUAGCUGGUACACCAGUCAGUGUUGGCUGGUACACCAGUCAGUGUUGGCUGGUACACCAGUCAGUGUUGGCUGGUACACCAGUCAGUAUUGGCUGGCAUACCACCAGUCAGUGUUAGCUGGUACACCAGUCAGUGUUGGGUGGCACACCAGUCAGUGUUGGCUGGUACACCAGUCAGUGUUGGCUGGUACACCAGUCAGUGUUGGGUGUGUGACCAGUCAGUGUUGGCUGGUACACCAGUCAGUGUUGGCUGGCACACCAGUCAGUAUUGGCUGGCAUACCACCAGUCAGUGUUGGCUGGUACACCAGUCAGUGUUGGGUGGGACACCAGUCAGUGUUGGCUGGUAGACCAGUCAGUGUUGGCUGGUAGACCAGUCAGUGUUGGCUGGUACACCAGUCAGUGUUGGCUGGUAGACCAGUCAGUGUUGGCUGGUAGACCAGUCAGUGUUGGCUGGUACACCAGUCAGUGUUGGCUGGUACACGAGUCAGUGUUGGCUGGUAGACUAGUCAGUGUUGGCUGGUAUACCAGUCAGUGCUGGCUGGUACACCAGUCAGUGUUGGGUGGCACACCAGUCUGUGUUGGCUGGUAGACCAGUCAGUGUUGGCUGGUAGAC
Messenger RNA from Priapulus caudatus, 2482 nucleotides. RefSeq names its product DENN domain-containing protein 4C-like. The record is from RefSeq and is a predicted model, not a curated record. NCBI's taxonomy places the organism in Eukaryota, Metazoa, Priapulida, Priapulimorpha, Priapulimorphida, Priapulidae. Gene Ontology annotation, cellular component: cytoplasmic vesicle. Gene Ontology annotation, biological process: regulation of Rab protein signal transduction.